This is a messenger RNA of Hydractinia symbiolongicarpus, 2223 nucleotides long. Its product is annotated as ras-like protein family member 11B. Bases 423 to 1676 code for a protein of 417 amino acids. Gene Ontology annotation, molecular function: GTPase activity; GTP binding. The record is from RefSeq and is a predicted model, not a curated record. The transcript has 5 exons. Lineage: Eukaryota; Metazoa; Cnidaria; Hydrozoa; Anthoathecata; Hydractiniidae.
CCAGAUCUAUUACUAAUUUGUUGCCCUAAGUAAGCUGGGCCCGAAAAUGCUUUUUAUGUUAACAGGUAUGCUAAAAAGUUCUUUUAUUUCCGCCAACUAUUAUGUGAAAUACAACAACUUAUUAAUGAACCACUUCGUUUUUAGUUCUCUUUUAAGGAGUAUAGACAAGUUUGGACAAGAGGACUCGGAAAUGAAAUAAGUACGAAAUAAAAAUCAAUGCUCGUGUUUCAAAACUGGCAUUUGAUCAAAAUAAACAAUUUUUUUAUUGAAUUUGAAAUUUAAAGAUAACACUACUUUAUGCAAAUUACGCACGUGAGCACUUGAGAGCUGUCAAUAAUAAUUGAUGAAAACAUUGCAUUAAGCCAAGUAUUUCAUUUGAAAAAAUAAAGACAUAAAAAAGAGAGAGGCUAAAGAACUCAAACAUGAGGGAAAUUAAAAAAUGGAAAGAUUAUAGCAGAGGAAGCACGAUUAUGUCGUCGACUUUUUUAACCACGCCGCACGACGGAUACUUUCCAAGUCGAGGUGGGAGUCCGACGAGAGGAAAAAGAUUUUUUGGGAGUCCGAUUAGCAGUCCGAAAAAUAGUCCGAGGAACAGUCCGACGCCGUUUGAACGAUUUGAUGUUGAGCGGUAUGACGACAGUAGCGAGGAAAAGACAAGUAGCGACGAAACUGAAUUGCGAGUGCACAGGGUCGAGGAGGAAAAAAGAAAACCCAGGCGAAACAGUAUCAUCCGAUUCAGUGAUGUAAAACGGAAAUUAUCGACGACUUUUCAUCGACGAAAUUCAACAGUGACGUCUCCGACAUCAAGCCGUAAAACUAUGCCACCAAGACGUGCUUCCACUGCCAAUAUGCCAAUGCUACAACGACAAGCUUCAGUUGAUGAAAUUGCGCAUUCACCAAAAGGGUUGAAAAGAUCGGUAACAAUUGCCGAUAAUUUACCAUCUAGUCGAUCAUUUCAAGGUCAUAUACCGGUACAACAUCCAUUAUUAGAUCGAUUACGUAAUAAUAUUAUGCACAUGGAUCCAUUCGCUACAUCGUCCACACCAAAUAUACAAUCACGAAGUAGAGCUAACUCUACACAAUCAAUAAAACAGUUCACUGUGUUUUUACUGGGUUGUCAAUCAGUCGGAAAAACAGCGUUAACAGUACGGUUCCUGACUGGACGAUAUAUACACGAAUACACUUCUUCUGCAGACGAAGUUUAUAGUCGGGUUGUAAAAUAUGGCGACGAACAGGCUGAUGUAAAAUUAUACAACAAUGACAUCGAGAACAUGGAGAAAAAAAUUGAACUAGAUCAAAAUUCUGGCAUCAUGAUCCUGUACUCCAUUGUCGAUACAGCCUCGUUUUUAAAGGCAAAAGUUUUAUUGGAACAUUUAAACAAACUUAAAGUUACUGGUCAAUACCCCGUUAUGUUAAUUGGGACGAAACGAGAAUUAUCGCGGUUGCGAAAAGUGCGAAGACAGGAAGCUUACGAUUCUGCAAACGCGUUUAACUGUACGCAUUUCGAAGUUUCGUCAGCUAUUGACCGCAAAGUAAAAGACUGUUUCCACGCAUUGUUUCGACAAAUCGAGAUACGGCAGUUACUUCACAACGAUGAAGGAAAGGAAGGAUUACACACGAUUUUAAAUCCACCGAAAUUAUUGCGGUAUGGUACGUAUCGACACGGAACGGCUUAAGAUCGCCUUCAAUUGUCGCUACAAGUAGUAAAAAAUAUAACAUCGUUAAGAAGUAAUUGAAAUGAACGUGUACAAAAAACAACGAAGUUCUGUCAUAGUCAAUGGUACUUCUUGAAUUUUUUUGAAAAAAAAUGACGUUAGCUACCUUUAUACCCUAACGACAUAAAUAGACACAUAAUACAAACAUUUUGCAGUGCUGGUCAUUGCAUUAAAAAAAGAGGUAAUAAUAAUUGAGGCUUUGUUAGGUCUGGAGUCAAAGACGCUCAAAGUUACUCCCAAGUUCAGAGUUAUAUUUCAACGAAAUAUGGUUUUUAGCCUAUUAAAAAGCACAAAAUGAGCGAACAACCUCGUUUCCAGGGCUAAUUUCUCUAUCUUCGAUGUUAAGAAAGAAAGAAGAUCUGGAAACGGGGUUGAAACACAUAUAUCAACUCUAUAUUCUUUUUACAAACUUUAUUUGUUAAUUAAAGUUACAACUUUGUACCCAGGAUAAUAAAACUUAUUUAUUAUGAUCAGGUAAUACGCUUGCUGGUAUGAAGUUCCUGAAAAA